Messenger RNA from Tricharina praecox, 1262 nucleotides. RefSeq lists its product as uncharacterized. The transcript has 2 exons. Gene Ontology annotation, cellular component: membrane. Gene Ontology annotation, molecular function: serine-type endopeptidase activity. The record is from RefSeq and is a predicted model, not a curated record. Bases 110 to 1180 code for a protein of 356 amino acids. NCBI's taxonomy places the organism in Eukaryota, Fungi, Ascomycota, Pezizomycetes, Pezizales, Pyronemataceae.
AGUCGAACGGGUGAACAAAGAGACGACACGGCUUUUCACCUCCGGCUUUCCACCACCGCUCGACAACCACGAAUUUCCCGCCCGCCUCGGCCAGAGCUCCAACCAUACAAUGUUCGCAAUCUGCGGUCGUGCACCGCUCCUUCUCGCAUCUCGCGCCGCCUCGCGCACUCUCGCCCCCACUCCCGCUCUGAGUCGGAACAUCCUCCGACUUCUCCCCCGGACACAGCCAAGCAUCCGCUACUAUGCGCGUCCCCCGCGAUCAACUCGCGCCCACAAAUCCAACAAACCCUCCCCACCACCAACACCACCCAGCGUCGCCGCCGAAUCCAAUAUCACACAGCCAGCCACGGGCGAUCGCUUAAUAGACCGUGUGUGGGCUGCCGGACAACUGAGCCAGCAUGACACGCCACCGGCCAUGUCUUCCGCCCAGCGGCUUCUCCGCCCAACCCUCUUCACUCUCCUCGUUGUCGGCGGCUCAUUGAUUUACGCCUACAAUUGGACGGCACCAGCACCCAGCGAACGCCUGUUCCCGACCGUUCCCCUUGCCUUCUCGACCGUCGCCACGAUCAUGGCUCUGAAUGUCGGCGUGUUCGUGGCCUGGAGGAUCCCACUACCGUUUACCUGGCGCAUCCUCAACCGGUACUUCGUCUCGGUCCCCGCGAUUCCCCACGCCGCCAGUAUGUUAGGCUGCGCCUUCUCGCACCAGUCCUUCUCGCAUCUUGGGUUGAACAUGGUGGUGUUGUACUGCUUCGGCACGAAUCUGUGUGAGCAGAUUGGUGCUGGUCCAUUCAUCGGACUGUAUCUGAGCGGUGGAGUAUUGAGUUCGCUGGCGUCCUUAGCCUACAAUGUGGUCCGGCAGCGGUUCAACGUCGCGUCGCUGGGUGCGAGUGGUGCGAUUGCCACGCUGGUGGGUAUUUACGCGGUGGUGAAUCCGGAUGCCGAGCUAUAUGUCAUCUUCCUGCCUUUCAUAAUGUUUAAGGCGAAGGUUCUCGUUACGUUGCUGGCGAUGGUGGAGACACUGGGUAUUGUAAGAGGUUGGACUAUCGUGGAUCAUGUCGCGCAUUUGUCUGGGCUGGGAUGGGGAGUGGUAAGUGGGUAUGCACUCCUAGCAGAGUACAAGCGGCGACUGGAGAGGAAAAGGAAGGAGUUGGAGGAGAAGAAGUGGCUGGGUUGGUGGUGAUGACAUCAGCUGUGACGUUGGUGACACCUCGGAUCGCGGCUUAAUGGAGGCAACGAUGGUGGAUUACAGAUCCGAUUGAUAG